Opisthorchis viverrini is the source of this 444-nucleotide messenger RNA. RefSeq lists its product as hypothetical. NCBI's taxonomy places the organism in Eukaryota, Metazoa, Platyhelminthes, Trematoda, Opisthorchiida, Opisthorchiidae. The transcript has 3 exons. The annotation marks the transcript as partial. The record is from RefSeq and is a predicted model, not a curated record.
AUGUGCGAUAAUUUGGUGGAUUACCUGACCGCUGAUGAUGCUUCUUCGUUACGGCAAUUCCUGACAGACGAGACUGCCAUCGCCUCCGUUGACCUGCACUCACUGGCCUAUCAAGCGAUUACCAUAGGAAGUUAUCAAUGUCUGGAUGCUAUUGUGAAUCAUGACACCUUUGAUGCCUACGCCCCAUUUACGACAGAGGGUUCCCAUUUGCCCCUCCUACAUCAUGCCAUACGUUUGGGUGAUCUUCAUGCAUGCAAAUUGCUUCUGGAAAAUGGCUUUCACCCUCUGGUUUGUUCCGGCGCAUGUCAAACGGCCAUGCAGGAUAAAUCUGUUGGGGUGGACGACAUCUGCGAGGAUUGCGAGGAUGCCGUCCACUAUGCCUUGCAUUACGCGUGCGCAUCAAACAGAAGAAACACAGUGGCGGUACUUUUACAGACAACAUUU